This is a messenger RNA of Pseudogymnoascus destructans, 1313 nucleotides long. RefSeq lists its product as uncharacterized. Bases 208 to 1146 code for a protein of 312 amino acids. The transcript has 2 exons. The record is from RefSeq and is a predicted model, not a curated record. Lineage: Eukaryota; Fungi; Ascomycota; Leotiomycetes; Thelebolales; Thelebolaceae.
UAAGUGAACACGUCGCCAUCAACCCUUAUAUGCCCCUCAAGGACAUAUAUAUGAAGUGCGACCUGUAGAGAAAGGCUUCUUCGAUCUACUGCUCUAUGCGUUGAGGUUGCUCGCCUCAAAACGUGCCUGAUGCACCUGCAAAGAACAAAGCCAGUGACCGAUUAGGUUUGACAAGCACUCUCAACUUCGCCGAAGUCGACAGUCAAGAUGCCAAUCGGAGAUCUCCUCGCGCAAAUAGGUGGCCACCAGCCAAAGCCGUCGACCACCUCUACGUUUGUCGCGCCGCUAAAGCGCAAAGCCGACGGCGACCUGCCACGUCACAGUGAUAAAUCCUCCCGAAAUGAGUAUCCCGCAACCGCUUCACCAAGUGUCGCUACGCCCGUGCAAAAGGCUUCGGGAACAUCAGCGUCGAUGUCCAGGCCUGUUCGCCCGCUCCCGGGUCGCUCGUCGGCCUCCACAACUCCUGUCACGAAGUCGACCAGUGCCCCACCAGGCUCUGCGCCCUCUCAAAUCAGCAGAGCCAAAGUUCCAAAGAAAGGCUCGUUCGCCGAGAUCAUGGCUCGCGCAAAGGCGGCGCAAACGAACAUGACUCAGGUUGGCAAGAUCCAGCACAAGCGCAUCGAGAAGGGUCCAACCAAACGGGAGCGCGAGGAGAUGAAGUCGACCAGCAAGGGCGCAACCGGCAAGGCAAAAAGGAAAGGCCCAACACCGCCGCUUCGCGACGGCCGCAAUUGCGCGAGAGAGAAUGGGAGGGGAUCCAGAACAACUUCGGCCGAAGCAGAGAAGAGACCGAAGAAGGCGGCUGCUGCUACCACAGGGUACACGGGUACAGCUCGGCCAAACCUAGCUGCAGCCAAGAAGCCACAGCCAUCUUAUGGAAGUUCUGGCAGAGAUCGAGAUCGCCCAAGCCCAGGGCCCUCGCGGCCUCAAUAUACAUACGCCGCCAGCGAGGACGAGGAGGAUUACGAAUCUGACGUUUCGUCUGACAUGGAAGCGGCCGCAUACGAAGUCGACGAAGAGGAGGAGAGGGCUGCCAGAUAUGCUCGCAAGGAGGAUGCCUUAGCUCUGGCCGAGGAGAACAGACUGAAGAUGGAGAAGGAGGAGAAGCGGAAGAAAUUGGCUGCCAUGGCCAGAAAUAGACGCUGAUUGCAUUACCUCACUGUUACCGAGCAUAGUUGGAGUUUGCAGUUAUUUUUUCCUUUGCGGUCUCGAUUAGCGGUUGGCGCGUGGAUGGGAGAGACGUCUGCUUUUGGCGUAUUGUAGACAUUGUCAUCAAUGGCGCGUUAUUCAAAGAGCGGCAACAUUUUAUUGUA